GCCCCUCAGCCCCUGCCCUGGCGCGCCCCCUCCGGGCCCCGCGCGCUGCGCUGGGAAAAGGGUGUCGGGUUACCAGCGCAGGGGCUAUAGUUAGCCUCGAGAACCUUGCUUUCAGCCGGACUCCGGGGACAACGAAGCGCCCGCCAGAGCCCUCGGCGCUCCCUCCCACUUGCGGCCUCCGCAACCUUCAAGGAUGGCGCUGGCGGCUUUGAUGAUCGCCCUCGGCAGCCUUGGCCUCCACACCUGGCAGGCCCAGGCUGUUCCCAUCCUGCCCCUGGGCCUGGCUCCAGCCACCUUUGACGAUGCCUAUGUGGGUUGUGCAGAGGAGAUGGAGGAGAAGGCAGCUCCCCUGCUAAAGGAGGAAAUGGCCCACCAUGCCCUGCUGCGGGAAUCCUGGGAGGCAGCCCAGGAGGCCUGGGAGGACAAGCGUCGAGGGCUCACCUUGCCCCCUGGCUUCAAAGCCCAGAAUGGAAUAGCCAUUAUGGUCUACACCAACUCAUCGAACACCUUGUACUGGGAGUUGAAUCAGGCCGUGCGGAUGGGUGGAGGCUCCCGGGAGCUCUACAUGAGGCACUUUCCCUACAAGGCCCUGCAUUUCUACCUGAUCCGGGCCCUGCAGCUGCUGCGAGGCAGUGGGGGCUGCAGCAGGGGACCUGGGGAGGUGGUGUUCCGAGGUGUGGGCAGCCUUCACUUUGAACCCAAGAGGCUAGGGGACUCUGUCCGCUUAGGCCAGUUUGCCUCCAGCUCCCUGGAUAAGGCAGUGGCCCACAGAUUUGGUAAUGCCACCCUCUUCUCUCUAAUGACUUGCUUUGGGGCCCCUAUACAGGCCUUCUCUGUCUUUCCCAAGGAGCGCGAGGUGCUGAUUCCCCCCCAUGAAGUCUUUUUGGUUACCAGAUUCUCUCAGGAUGGAGCCCAGAGCCUGGUGACUCUCUGGAGCUAUAAUCAGACCUGUAGCCACUUUAACUGCGCCUAUCUGGGUGGGGAGAAGAGGCGGGGCUGUGUGUCUGCGCCAGCAGGGGUGCAGCCAGAGUCACAAUCUGAGGGGGCCUCCUCUCUGCCCCCCUGGGAGACCCUGCUCUUGGACCCUGGAGAGUUCCAGCUCUCAGGGGUUAGGCCCUGAAAGUCCAACAUCUGCCACUUAGGAGCCCUGGGAACGGGUGACCUUCAUAUGAAGAAGAGGUGCCUCCAGCAGCCUUGAGAAGCAAGAACAUGGUUCCGGACCCAGCCCUAGCAGCCUUCUCCCCAACCAGGAUGUUGGCCUGGGGAGGCCAUAGCAGGGCUGAGGGAACUCUGCUAUGUGGUGGGGACCUCCUGGGACAAGCAAGGGAAGUACUGAGGCAGCUACUUGAUUGAACAGUGUUGCAGUGUGGAGACAUGGAGUUUUAUUGAGGUAGCCACGUGAUUAAAUGGUAUUGCAGUGUGG
Molecule: messenger RNA, 1423 nt
Organism: Pongo pygmaeus (Bornean orangutan)
Lineage: Eukaryota; Metazoa; Chordata; Mammalia; Primates; Hominidae
Gene: ART5
Product: ADP-ribosyltransferase 5
Exons: 5
Coding region: 194-1120 (308 amino acids)
Molecular function (GO): NAD+-protein-arginine ADP-ribosyltransferase activity; NAD+ poly-ADP-ribosyltransferase activity
Source: RefSeq, a predicted model, not a curated record